AUCGGAUCGCAGGACUCAUCUUUCUCUAAGACCAUCGCUGCUAUCCAGCAGCUUGUUCAUGAAUCAGGAUUGAAGUCCCAUACACAUACGACGGGAACAACGAUCGAGGGGCAAUGGGACAAGGUCAUGCGACUCAUUGGCGUCGCACAUACCUUAGUCCACCACAGCGGAAUCUUGAGAAUACAAACCGACGUCCGCAUCUUGACGAGGUAG
Messenger RNA from Penicillium argentinense, 213 nucleotides. Its product is annotated as thiamine-binding protein. NCBI's taxonomy places the organism in Eukaryota, Fungi, Ascomycota, Eurotiomycetes, Eurotiales, Aspergillaceae. The transcript is spliced from 2 exons. The record is from RefSeq and is a predicted model, not a curated record. The annotation marks the transcript as partial. Gene Ontology annotation, cellular component: cytosol.